AUGGCCACGGCCAAAUUGAGGAGUGCGGCUCUCAUCGCUGCACUAUCUGCCAGCGUGAUCGGUAGUCCAGCGCCAGAUACCGUGGCUCAAAGAUCAUUUGUUCCUGAUGGCUAUGAUGUGCCGCCAUACUACCCGGCGCCCUAUGGAGGAUGGGUUGACGACUGGCAAGAGAGCUAUCGUAAAGCCAGAGACUUUGUGGCCUCCAUGACCCUGGCGGAGAAAACAAACAUUACCGCCGGGAGUGGCAUAUUCAUGGCAUUUCGCGUAGGAUUUCCACAGCUGUGUCUCAACGACGCGCACAAUGGAGUUCGACAAGCGGACAAUGUGACGGUUUUCCCCGAUGGCAUUACCACUGGAGCAACUUUUGACAAAAAGCUCAUGUAUCAGCGUGGUGUCGCUAUUGGUAAGGAGGCUCGUGGGAAAGGCGUCAAUGUCUGGCUAGGUCCGACUGUUGGCCCUAUCGGACGGAAACCCAAAGGUGGCCGCAACUGGGAGGGAUUCGGUGCCGAUCCGUCAUUGCAGGCCGUUGGGGCUCGUGAGACGAUCAAAGGUGUUCAAGAGCAAGGUGUAAUUGCCACUAUUAAGCACUUCAUUGGCAACGAGCAGGAAAUGUACCGCAUGUACAAUCCGUUUCAAUAUGCGUACAGCGCCAACAUUGAUGAUCGAGUAUUACACGAAGUAUAUAUGUGGCCUUUUGCAGAGGGAAUUCGGGCUGGAGUUGGGUCAGUGAUGAUUGCAUACAAUGCGGUCAAUGGCACCGCCUGCAGUCAGCAUCCAUACCUUAUCAACGGCUUGCUCAAGGACGAACUUGGUUUCCAGGGCUUUGUGCAAUCCGACUGGCUUGCUCACAUGUCCGGUGUGGCGUCUGCCAUUGCCGGCCUGGAUAUGGACAUGCCUGGUGACACCCAGAUCCCUCUCUUCGGGACCUCUUACUGGAUGUACGAACUCAGCAGAUCCGUGCUGAACGGCUCCGUGCCAAUGGAUAGGCUGAACGACAUGGCUACACGCAUCGUGGCUGCAUGGUACAAAAUGGGACAGGACAAAAACUUCCCUGAGACCAACUUCGACACAAACACGAGGAACCGUGAGGGCCUCCGAUACCCAGCUGCCUGGCCAGACACGCCAACCGAAGUGGUGAACCAGUUCGUGCCCGUUCAAGCCGACCAUGACGUAAUUGCCCGUCAAGUGGCUCAAGAUGCCAUCACUCUUCUAAAAAACAAUGGUAACUUGCUACCACUGAAUGCGUCUCAAUCGUUCAAGAUAUUUGGCACCGGAGCUCAAACCAACCCAGAUGGUCCCAAUGCGUGCGCUGAUCGAAACUGCAACAAGGGCACUCUUGGGCAAGGAUGGGGAUCUGGCACGGUGGAUUACAUGUACCUUGACGAUCCGAUCUCCGGCAUCAAGACCAAGGCCACAGAUGUCCAGUUUUAUAAUACCGAUUCUUUUCCGUCGCUAGUCGAUCAGCCCAAGGACACUGACGUUGCCAUUGUUUUCAUCACCUCUGAUGCCGGCGAAAACACGUACACUGUCGAAGGAAAUCAUGGCGACAGAGAUGCAUCUGGUCUCUACGCAUGGCACAACGGGGACAAGCUCGUCCAAGAUGCCGCCGCAAAAUACAAGAAUGUCAUUGUCGUCGCCCACACCGUAGGACCUCUGAUCCUGGAAAAAUGGAUCGACCUGCCCUCAGUAAAAUCCGUAUUGAUCACCCAUCUUCCAGGCCAAGAAGCCGGGCGCUCCCUCGCCGAAGUGCUAUUCGGAGAAGUGUCGCCAAAUGGACAUCUCCCGUACUCGAUUACGAAGAAAGAAGAAGACAUGCCGAAAAGCGUAACCGAUUUGAUCAACUCGGCGUUCCUGAAUCAGCCACAAGAUACAUACACGGAAGGUCUCUAUAUUGACUACCGUUGGUUGAAUAAGAACGGCAUUCAACCUCGUUUUGCAUUCGGCCACGGUCUCAGCUAUACCAACUUCACGUACUCCAACGCAACAAUCACCAAAGUUGGCCAAAUGAGCAAGACGCCACCCGCCCGCUCCCCAAAGACAGGCAUUCUCGACUAUACUCAGGCUAUCCCGGCCGCAAGCGAAGCAGUCGCUCCGAACGGAUUCCACAAGCACUGGCGAUACAUUUACUCGUGGCUCACGGCCGCAGAAGCAAAAGCUGCCGCCGCAAACGUCAGUAAAAAGUACCCCUACCCCGACGGCUACUCUACGACCCAGAAGCCCGGUCCUCGCUCUGGCGGCGGCGAAGGAGGCAACCCUGCCUUGUGGGAUGUUGCCUAUAAGUUGUCUGUUACGGUUAGUAAUGUCGGAUCCAAGUACUCUGGCAAGGCUUCCGUACAGGCGUACCUGCAGUUUCCCAGAGAUAAUGGCUAUGAGACGCCUGUUCUCCAACUCCGCGACUUUGAGAAGACAAAAACACUUGCGCCUGGCGAGAGCACGACUCUCGAGCUGCAGCUGACCAGAAAGGAUUUGAGUGUGUGGGAUGUGGUUCUUCAGGAUUGGGUUAUCCCUGCGGUUGAUGGAGCAUACAAUGUAUGGAUAGGUAGCGCAAGUGAUGAUCCGAGGGUUUCGUGCCAUGUUGAUGGGUUGAAAUGCACAAACGUGGUCAAGGGUUUGCAAUGA
Pochonia chlamydosporia 170 is the source of this 2619-nucleotide messenger RNA. Its product is annotated as beta-glucosidase 1 precursor. The record is from RefSeq and is a predicted model, not a curated record. NCBI's taxonomy places the organism in Eukaryota, Fungi, Ascomycota, Sordariomycetes, Hypocreales, Clavicipitaceae. Bases 1 to 2619 code for a protein of 872 amino acids. Gene Ontology annotation, molecular function: beta-glucosidase activity. Gene Ontology annotation, biological process: glucan catabolic process. The transcript is spliced from 4 exons.